ACACAACAUAGAACAUGCGGUAUAGAACAUGCUGCAAAACAAUACAAUACGUGACUUGGAGUUUUAAAAAUUCUUAGAAUUUCAAAUCGUAAUUAACUAUAAAUUGACCCGCUCUAGGCCAAUCACAAUGAAGUGAUUGUCUCAGUCAUGUAAUAAAAUUGUUUUAUCAUGUCAUGAUAUUUGACAACCCGCCAACAGAUUUUUAAUUUCUUUUACAAUCAGCCUACCAACACCAAUGAAAUGAUGUUUUUAUAAGCUGUUAAGCUGUUUAAACCGUUUGUAUCAAAACCGAAGAAACGUUUCCCAGUUAAAGAACAUUUAGCAAAACCUUUGCACGGCGCGGCGUUCUUGUAGGAACAAAAACGUGAAUGAAAAGAUGUUUGGUGUUGUUGGUGUUGCUGUAUUGCUGUGUGGCUCAGGACUUCUAACCAGCAUCGAAGCCACUUGUGGGGUCCGCCCAAAGACCAGGAUCAUUAGUGGUCAUAAUGCGCUCCCCAACUCAUGGCCCUGGAUGGUCCAGAUAAAUCACCUUGGAGGACAUCACUGUGGAGGCGCCUUGGUGAGCCCCCAGUGGAUUGUAACCGCGGCACACUGUGUAAACCAUGCUCAGAAGCCGGAAAAUUACCGUGAAUUUAAAAUAACUCUCGGCGAGCACCGAAGAAGCACACGAGAAGGAUACGAGCAGGUGUUUGACGUGGCAAACAUCGUUGUACACCCACAGUACGAUAAACCUUCCAUGGUGAAUAAUGAUAUCGCAUUGAUCAAGCUCAACCGUCCCGCCAUUUUGAAUCGUCAAGUGGGCUUAGUUUGCCUUCCUUAUCAAGGCUACAACAUUCCGGCUGGAAAGAAGUGCUAUGCCACUGGGUGGGGCUUGACAAUCCCUGAGGACUGGAACAGUCAAGCUGACACUCUUAAACAAGCCAUGCUUCCCACAGUUAGCCAAUCAGAGUGCGAGGAAGACAACAAAGAUUCUGGUAUUCCUGUAACCAACGCCAUGUUCUGUACGGGCCAUGGCGGCUCAAGCCCCAUCAGCACUUGCAACACUGACAGCGGUGGACCAAUAGUGUGCAAGGAUUCUAGAGGCAGAUGGAUCUUACAGGGUGUGGUCAGCUGGGGUUCAGGUGGUUGUCAUCCGGGACAUUACUCUGUUAACGCUAGAGUCAGCAAGUUUACUGGCUGGAUAAACAGCUACAUCAGCAGCUAACUAAUCCAUAGACAAAAAGCCUGGAGAUUUGAAACGUCAUAUCGAGUAGCGGAAUGUUCACUUCAGAAUGAUGUAAUAGAGAAUAAAAUAACAAAA
Orbicella faveolata is the source of this 1300-nucleotide messenger RNA. Its product is annotated as chymotrypsinogen 2-like. Gene Ontology annotation, molecular function: serine-type endopeptidase activity. Gene Ontology annotation, biological process: proteolysis. NCBI's taxonomy places the organism in Eukaryota, Metazoa, Cnidaria, Anthozoa, Scleractinia, Merulinidae. The record is from RefSeq and is a predicted model, not a curated record.